AUGAGACCGGCAGCUACUAGUACUUUCAGCAGAGAUUCGGUACGUCUUCCAUUAGUGGACUUGCCGACCUUCAGCGGAGCUGCACUGGGUCUUAUCGAUUUGCUACCGACUACCGAGACCAACUACAGUAUUGCGUACGAUCUUUUGGUUGACCGAUAUAAUAAUCCAAAGUUGCUCAUCCAACAGCACACUCGCGAGCUUUUUGAGCUGAAGGCGGUGGCCUUUGAAGCAGCAGUGUGCUUGAAGAUUUUGGAGCAACCUGUGGAUGCGUGGGACGCCAUAUUAGUACAUCUAAUGGCGAAUAAGUUGGACUCAGCUACCAGGAGGGAAUGGGAAUCAGCAGCUUCCGGAGCGAAACCACCCACUUACGAACAGUUGGAAAAAUUUAAUACUGCGCUAGGGUGGAUAGUUGGAGGUAAAGUAGCACGCGUAAACACUGGCAAUGACGUGAACUGGUUUCUGAAUGAGAGAACAGUUAACCUUUCAAUUAGAGAAUUGACAGAGGAAGAAAUUCUUUGCGAGGAACUGUUUGUUAAUACAACCAGACGAAGUGAGGAUGGCAGAUUCGUGUUGAGACUACCGACAAAGACAAAUAUCGAACAGCUCGGAGAAUCCAGGAGCUUAGCUUUAGAUAGGCUGCUCAAGCUAGAAAAACGAUUCGAGAAAAACAUUAAAUUAAGAACUGAUUAUACACUCUUCAUGAAGGACUAUCUAACAUCCGGGCACAUGGAAAAAAUUGAAGAAGACGACAUAGACAAUGAUAAACCUAUGUUUUACUUGCCUCAUCACGCUGUACUUAAACCUGAGAGCAAGACUACUAAAUUGAGAACUGUUUUUAACGCAUCUGCCAGUACAUCAACCGGACUAUCGUUGAACGACGUUUUGCUGAGCGGACCAACAAUCCAACAAGAACUUUUCAGCAUUCUUCUAAGGUUCCGAAGUCAUCGUUACGCACUGACAGGAGAUGUAAAACAAAUGUUUAGGCAAAUGUUGAUUCACGUAGAUGAUCGGCAAUUGCUGCUAAUAUUGUGGCGAUUCUCACAAGAAGAAGCAGUCAACACCUAUCGCUUAAAUACUGUCACAUAUGGAACUUGCUCGGCACCAUUUGCAGCGACUCGGUGCUUACAACAAUUGGCGAUCGAGAACGAGGAACGGUAUCCAGAAGCCUCUAAUGUAAUUAAAACGGACUUCUACAUGGACGACGUAUUGACAGGACAUGAUGACCCGGAAAGGUUGAUUCAAACAAAGAACGAGAUGAGCACGAUUCUGAAGAGUGCAGGUUUUGAGCUACAUAAAUGGAAAGCUAACGAUCCUUCAAUAGUACCUGACGAUGGGAGCACUUCAAUAGUGAAAAUUCUGGGAAUGCUUUGGGAUACAAGAGCUGAUAUGUUUGGAUUUCGAGCAGACAUAAAUAUGAGCGCAAGAACCACAAAACGAAACGUAUUGUCAGAGGUGCAAAAAAUUUUCGAUCCUCUAGGGAUUCUAAGUCCGAUCGUUCUUCAUGGCAAAUUAACAAUGCAAGACAUUUGGUCGGUAAAGCUAGAAUGGGAUCAAGAACUUCCAGAACAAAUUAAGAAUCAAUGGAAAUGGUUCUGUAAGCAGGUGGAAGAAAUUAACAGAAUCUCUAUUCCUAGAUACGUACACAGCAAAGGUUGCUUAGUAGAACUUCACGGAUUCGCAGACGCAGCCAAACGUGCUUAUGGUGCGGUUAUUUACGUAAGAACGGCCAAUGAAGAAGGUAUCAAUGUCAGGCUGUUGUGCUCAAAAUCCCGAAUCGCACCAAGCAGUAAAAAGACGAACACAGAAGAUACAACCAUCCCAUGGAGCUACGAGCGGCAACUUUGCUGGUAG
Messenger RNA from Wyeomyia smithii (pitcher-plant mosquito), 1851 nucleotides. RefSeq lists its product as uncharacterized. Bases 1 to 1851 code for a protein of 616 amino acids. The record is from RefSeq and is a predicted model, not a curated record. NCBI's taxonomy places the organism in Eukaryota, Metazoa, Arthropoda, Insecta, Diptera, Culicidae. The transcript has 4 exons.